This is a messenger RNA of Prorocentrum cordatum, 783 nucleotides long. The record is from the annotation of a GenBank genome assembly. Lineage: Eukaryota; Dinophyceae; Prorocentrales; Prorocentraceae.
AUGCGAUUGGACACUGGCCAGCGGUCGUGGACAAAGACGAAGGGCCCGUGCGGGGAGUUGAAGCCCAAGCACUUCAGCGACGAGUCGGUGGCCCUCAUCAAGAAGGUAUACUUUGAGGACUUCAAGAUGAUGGCAGAUCUGGACGCCGAGUACGAGUCUGCUCCGAAGACGCCGCCACUUCCGGCAGAGGAGGUGAUUGAUGACGAUCACCUCAUUCGCGUGCCAGAGCGGACCCUGGUGGGCGAAGAGCGUGAGCUCGAGAAGGCGACCAUGGUAGUUGAUGAUUUGGUUACCUCCGAGGACUUCGAGGUUGAAUUUGAUUUGACUCUGCACAAAGUCUAUACGUCGAAUGUGGGGGGGAUCUUGAAGAUCACCAACACCAGCGGCUGGUACGGGGAGCCCGGCGACAGGAUGCCGGCCUUCUUGUUCGGUUGGAAUUCGUCGAAGAUAAUGACCCACAUGGGUAAGGCUGGAAAGCCGAACGACUUCUGCCAGUCCAAGUAUGGAAUGCCACUGGGCAAGGUUCAGCACAUCCUGGCCCGCUUGCAGGGGUCGGAGUACACAAUGUACGUCAACGGCGAGGAGUCGUGCACGUUGAGAGGCUUCUCCGACGAGGCGAAGUACCCCGCCCAGAGAAAUGUGCAGGUGUGGUUGUACGAUCAGUUCAACGACCCAGGGUUCGCCAGCAUUGCUGGCGGACUUGAGAUACAAAACCCUGGGGUCGUUACCAGCAUGAGGAGGAGUCGGCCCGCUACUCCGACAGGCAGUGCUACAUGUCGUUAA